Molecule: messenger RNA, 1086 nt
Organism: Ixodes scapularis (black-legged tick)
Lineage: Eukaryota; Metazoa; Arthropoda; Arachnida; Ixodida; Ixodidae
Exons: 7
Coding region: 1-1086 (361 amino acids)
Cellular component (GO): membrane
Source: RefSeq, a predicted model, not a curated record
AUGGAGUCGACGACAAUUCGGAUUGCCCUGGCCGUCUUCUUCGCGGCCGUCAUCCUGGUCUUCGUAGAAGGUGACGUCGGCUUCGGCUACCGACGCCGCGACAGGGCCAGCGUGUCCCGGUGCCCGAACCCGCGGCUCUACUUUCGCAAUGGUGUGGCCAAGCUCCGCUUCCGGGGCCGAGUGGCCAAGUACAUCUGCCUGCCCGGGUUCACGCUCUUCGGGGAGUCCGUGGCCACCUGCUACGCGGGACGCUGGGACCGCCCGGUCCCCAUCUGUGCGGCGCCCGGCUGUCGCAUACCCUCUCGGGAUCUGCUGUCACGUGGUACCGUGGAGAACUACCGCAACCGAGGCGUCAUGCUGCUCUUCCGGUGCCGAGCGGGCUACGCGCUCAAUGGAAGCAGCAAAGCCUUCUGCGACGGGAGAAGCUGGAACACGUCGCUACCCCGAUGCGUCCCGCUGGUGGCAAACCCCGAAUUGUCUUGCGACUUUGAAGAUCCCGAAUUGUGCGGCUGGACGGCAGACCUGAGCGGGAGCAACCAGUUCACACGGAGGCACCUUGCGGCCGAAGAAGGCGACGUCUCCAGCCACGGCCACUUCAUGACUGUUCAGUACAUCGGCCACCCGGGACUCGUCGAACACGCCUUUCCUGUCGCUCGGCUCACUUCGCCGGUUUUCCGGCCCCUGACUUUCAAGGCUUGCUUUCGCUUCUGGUACAAGCUGCCCUGCAGUCUCUGUAGUCUCCGUCUCUUGGUCUGGACAUCGGACACGCUGACUCCCGUCUGGAGCACCUACGGACCUCGAGAGUCGGCUGAGGUCAACGUAAGCAUCAGCGCUAUCUCCGAGGAUUUCCAGCUGGUAUUCGAGGCUCGCCCCAGUCGCAAGGAAAUCACUGGCCUCGUAAUCGAUGAUGUCCGCCUGGAACUUUCCGAGUGCUACGUUGCCAUGGCCACGGAGGACGUCCCGACGACCAUCGUUGCAGACUUCGGUCAGAACGAAACUUCUACGAAUAAAGAAGAGUUAGGUGAGAAAGUGGGGGUGAACCCCUCCAUUAACCCCUCUGCACUUGAAAGUGAACGGCGAUUUUGA